GGCGGCGCCGUUGGUGCAGGGGGCGGCGGGGGGGACGGUGGCGAGGGCUCUGUGCACCCGGGAACCCGACCUCUGCGCCCCGAGGAAGAUGAGCGAGGCGGACCAGGCCCGGGUGGGGCCCACGGCUGAAGAGCCCUCGCUGUCCCCUGAGGAGGAGGGCGAAGGGGGCGGGAAGGAGCCGGCGACCGAAGCGGCCCCCGGGCCCAGCGCCGCGUUCCGCCUCAUGGUGACUCGGCGGGAGCCGGCCGUGAAGCUGCAGUACGCGGUGAGCGGCUUGGAGCCACUAGCCUGGUCUGAGGACCACCGGGUGUCAGUGUCCACGGCCCGCAGCAUCGCCGUGCUGGAGCUUAUCUGCGAUGUGCACAACCCAGGCCAGGACCUGGUGAUCCACCGCACCUCGGUGCCCGCACCCCUCAACAGCUGCCUCCUCAAAGUUGGCUCGAAAACAGAAGUUGCUGAGUGCAAGGAGAAGUUUGCUUCUUCAAAAGACCCUACCAUCAGCCAGACUUUCAUGUUGGACAGGAUGUUCAACCCUGAGGGGAAGGCGUUGCCCCCAAUGCGGGGCUUCAAGUACACUAGCUGGUCUCCCAUGGGUUGUGAUGCGAACGGCAGGUGCCUCUUGGCAGCACUGACCAUGGACAAUCGCCUGACUGUGCAGGUGAACCUCAAUAGACUGCAGUGGGUUCAGCUGGUCGAUCUGACUGAGAUUUACGGAGAACGUCUUUAUGAGACCAGCUAUAGACUCUCUAAAAAUGAGGGUCCUGGGGGGAAUCUUGGAGAUUUUGCUGAGUUUCAGAGGAGACACAGCAUGCAGACCCCAGUCAGAAUGGAAUGGUCAGGCAUUUGUACCACUCAGCAAGUCAAGCACAACAAUGAGUGCCUGGAUGUGGGCAGUGUGCUCCUGGCUGUCCUCUUUGAGAACGGGAAUAUAGCUGUGUGGCAAUUUCAGUUGCCAUUUGUGGGGAAGGAGUCCAUCUCUUCAUGCAACACCAUUGAGUCAGGAAUCAGCUCCCCUAGUGUUUUGUUUUGGUGGGAAUAUGAGCACAAUAGUCGGAAAAUGAGUGGCCUUAUUGUGGGUAGUGCUUUUGGACCUGUAAAAAUUCUCCCUGUCAAUCUCAAAGCCGUCAAAGGCUACUUCACUUUAAGGCAGCCUGUUGUCCUGUGGAAAGAAAUGGACCAAUUGCCUGUGCAUAGUAUCAAAUGUGUGCCACUUUAUCACCCUUACCAGAAAUGUAGCUGUAGCUUAGUAGUAGCAGCAAGAGGCUCCUAUGUGUUCUGGUGUCUUCUUCUGAUCUCAAAGGCAGGUCUGAAUGUUCAUAAUUCCCAUGUCACAGGCCUUCAUUCACUGCCCAUCGUCUCCAUGACUGCAGACAAGCAGAAUGGAACAGUGUACACCUGUUCUAGUGAUGGGAAGGUGAGGCAGUUGAUUCCUAUUUUCACAGAUGUUGCAUUGAAGUUUGAACACCAGCUGAUUAAACUCUCAGAUGUAUUUGGCUCCGUGAGGACUCACGGCAUUGCAGUGAGUCCCUGUGGUGCUUAUCUGGCCAUCAUCACCACUGAAGGCAUGAUCAAUGGCCUCCAUCCUGUUAACAAGAACUACCAGGUCCAGUUUGUUACUCUCAAGACCUUUGAAGAGGCGGCUGCUCAGCUCUUGGAGUCUUCAGUUCAGAAUCUCUUCAAGCAGGUGGACUUGAUCGACCUAGUCCGAUGGAAAAUUUUAAAAGAUAAACACAUCCCUCAGUUUUUACAUGAAGCUUUGGAAAAAAAGAUUGAAAGCAGUGGAGUCACCUAUUUCUGGCGUUUUAAACUUUUCCUCCUAAGGAUUUUGUAUCAGUCAAUGCAGAAAUCCCCUUCAGAGGCCUUAUGGAAACCUACCCAUGAGGACUCAAAAAUCCUAUUGGUUGACUCACCUGGGAUGGGUGAUGGUGAGGAUGAACAGCAAGAAGAAGGCACUUCCAAGCAGGGGACCAAGGCUGGCCCGCAAGAGAGAAGCAAAGAGGGUGACACAGAGGAGCCCCCCGAAGACUCACUCACUGCCAUGGGAGACACUGGAGGCCGUGAACCCAUAGAGGAAAAGCUCCUUGAGAUCCAAGGGAAGAUUGAGGCUGUGGAGAUGCACCUGACCAGGGAGCACAUGAAGCGGGUCCUCGGAGAAGUGUACCUGCACACCUGGAUCACAGAGAACACCAGCAUACCCACCAGGGGGCUCUGUAACUUUUUGAUGUCUGAUGAAUCCGAUGACAGAACAGCACGGGUCCUGAUUGGACAUAUCUCCAAGAAGAUGAAUAAGCAGACCUUCCCCGAGCACUGCAGUCUGUGUAAGGAGAUCUUGCCAUUCACGGAUCGCAAGCAGGCUGUUUGUUCCAAUGGGCACAUCUGGCUCCGGUGCUUUCUAACCUACCAGUCCUGCCAGAGCUUGAUAUACCGAAGGUGUUUGCUCCAUGACAGCAUUGCCCGGCACCCUGCUCCAGAAGAUCCCGACUGGAUUAAGAAGUUGCUGCAGAGCCCUUGCCCUUUCUGUGAUUCUCCUGUCUUCUGAGUGUUGGUGAGGAGGCUGGAAGAACAUGAACUCGGCUGUAGAAAGUACCCUGGAACCUGAGGAGCAGGUGUGCUGGAGGAAUCCUGGCGCAGGACAGUGGAGAGACAUUCCUCUGACUGGAGGAGGGAGGUCAUCCCUGAGCUCAUUUUGACAGCACACACACUAUCUUCAGGAACUGAAGGAUAUCUAACUACAGAGAGUUUGAGUCAUUUUGAGGUGAACAUUAGCCACCCCCAGCUCACCAGUGAGGACCACUUACUUUUCAAGUGUCUUGCCUAAAGCAGUUUGAGUGGAAACCUGCUCCUUGAGCUGUAAUGGGCUCUUGUGGAGAAUCUGAGGACCUCACUGUGAGUUAGGUUUCAGCCUUGCUUUGGUCUGGAACUGCCUGUGGCUCCAGAGGACUCGAGUAGGUUGGUACUUGACAUUUCCUGUGCCAAUACAUCGUAAAGUGUCUAAAGCUGUGUGUGGCUAGUGUUUGCUCAGCAGACUCAUCUGCCCAUUGACUUCUUUCCAUGAACAUGGAAGACAUUUUCUUAAAACUAUAUUUUUGAAGCCAAGAAUAAAAUCAAUCUUAAUGUAUCAAAUAAUCAGGUGACUAUUAGAAGUUGAUAAUUGUCAUUUAUUUUUAUCUCCUGUGUCAUCAGAUUUCGUGACCCAGCUCCUUAGUAUGUCAAAAGAGAUUGAGUACCCCUUCCCUCAUCAGAGUCCUACUUCAUACCCAACUGUGUGACCUAGAUAUUGGUACAUAGAGGGAAAGUAUUUUCUUCUUUUAGUAUUAAAAUGAAGCUUCAGUAUUUUUAACACUGACUUAUCCAGACAUCUCACUGAGUAUCUAGGGGAAGGUUGAUCUAGGGAUUUCUGGGGAGAGAUGGCAGCGUGGCGUUGGAGGUUCUUGAGCUCUGUGCUGCAAGCAUGUGCAGCUCAAGUGGACAGACCUGGGACUUUCUUCUCUGGCCAAAGGUCCUUAAUAUUUGGAAUACAGGUAUUUUCUGUGGGCUUAAAGAGGAGGCACACAUUAUUGGUUGACCAGACCUGAAAGCAUUCUGGAAUCACAGUCUUGGGUUUUUAAAUUAAGUUUCCUGGGAUUGGUGCUAAUGAACUGGACUGUAGUGCACGGUUUCUGAAAUUGUACAUGUUUUUGGAAAGUACAGAACAUGAAAUGCUCUGCUCCUUCGUGAUCCUUUACGCUUUUAUUUUAACAUGCUUUCCCACUUUGAUUUUAUACCCGUAGCGAAAGACAUUCUGUCCUCACUUCAGAAAUAAUGUCUUGACUUGGGUACCAUAGUGAGAGAUAGACCACAUGCCAUCCUACCACACUUCCUGCCUCGAAAAAUAGCUCCACACUGGGGACAGACCCUAAGAAGCACUGCCAGAAGCUGCUCUAAAAUGUCUAGUAAGAUUGUUGCCCUGUGCCAUGUGUUUAAUGAAUUGUUUGCUGGGUAUUUAAUGUCCUACUUGAGGUUGUAACAACAGCGUCUAUCCAGACCUGGGGGGCAGCAAAGAAAGAGCCCCGACUGACCCAGUUCAGACUAUACAUGGCUGCAACGGAGCCUGCAAUUGUCACUCUGUGCCGGAAACAUGGCAGGAGUGGAGAUGGUAUUAAGAGUUGUCCCCAGGCUGACAACCACACAGGCCAAGCUUCCUUUUUCUUGCUCUUUGGAAUCAAGCUCACUAGGUGUUCUCACAGGGAAUUUGUGCUAGGAACCAUUUAAAACGUAACUGACUGAUUAAGGCAGUUGCUCUGUUUUGAGAAAUUUUAACAAAUAGGAGUAAUGAAAGAAUUUCUAGGGUGUGUGCUUGUGUACAGGAAGAAGCAUGGCUACUGGAACUCAGGUUCUCAGGAAGAGGCUCUGAAAUCUAGCCACAGCCAAUUGUCUCCACAGCUAGUAGGGAUGCCUUCCUCCCCUCCGAUGCCAAACACCCCCCCCCCCCAAGUCCCACCACACACCGAUGAUAGUCUUCAGAGCUGGGUGAACAAGAGAGUUUGGGAUUGAUGGCAGCCUCCUGCAUAGGACACUUCUGAAUUCUUCUCUAAGGGUCGGUAUAUAGGACCCUGGAGGAACCUUGGAUGGAGGGACCUUGGAGAAAUGGGAGUGACACCAGAGUCUUGCAGUUACCUCUUCUAGCUUGAACUUGCCUGUGCUGCUUGGUGGAAGAAUUAAGGUAGCUUUCAGUUGCAGCUGUGGGAGCUGUUUUAGCCUGGGAGGAAGAGUAGCCAUCAGAUUGUUGCCCUGCAGUUAGAAGGCUGGAACAGACUACAGAGACCCCACAAACUGGAACACUGCUGCGUAUCAGGUCUUCUCUGCCUGGGGUUAUUUGUUUCUGUUAUUUGAGGUAGGAAAUGGGCAGUUUGUUCUGGUUAGUGUUCAUGCUGAAGUUCUGAUAUGUUCAUCCCCAGACUUGAAACUGUCUUUACCUACUACUAGAUCUACCAGAAGCUGUCAUGAGCACCAGUGAAGUCUGUGGUCAGAUGUAACAGUUUCCUGCUCGUCCCUCUAGGCUCUAGCAAGUUUUUAAGAACAUCUAUGUAGAAGUAGUAGGCUAGACCUAGCAAUAAGCACAGCAAGUUAAUUGGAUUGGGAAAGUUUUAUUUUCUGCUUGUUUUGUUCUGUUUUUUGAGACAGGGUCUAUGUUAUAGCUUUGGCUAGCCUGGAACUCCCUUUGUAGACCAGGCUGGCCUUGAAUUCAAAGAUCUGCGUAGCUAUAUUAGUGUCAGAUAAGGUGCAGAUGGUCGAGCACGGCCUUGGUCUGGGGCGCUCCACCCCGGCAGCGGCUAAAGGGCCCGGGCUUGCUGAGUGGCUGCAGUUCUGAAAUAGACCAGACUUGGGUUCUGGCCAUCCCUUCUUGCUUUCCUUUCCACAAGAGGCAGCUCUCAGCAUUAGGAUACAUUUCAGGGCCAGAAAAAUGUAUAGUGAUAAAAUGUCUAAAGGCUAAGCCAUGUUGUAGGUCUUCCGAGAAGAAAAAAUGGGCAUCUCGUGGUCAAAGGGCUGACUUCGGGCUCCUUGCCACCAGUAUUGCUGUUCAUGCUGAGCUGAAUGGGGUGCAUUCCAAGUCAGCAUGGAUCCCCCAACAGUCAGUCAGAUACUCGAAGCUCUUUCACCAUAGCACAGGCUGGACCUGAGGUGUCACAGCCAGGCUUUGGCAGCCCCUCAUGGCAUGUCCUGGUAGAGUGUAGCCUCAGCAACCAUACCUUCCCCCUUGAGGUAUUGGCUGGAAGGACGUCCCUGCAGGGUCUAACAAAGUGGGUUGUCUGGCUUUAGUUCCUGUGAAGCAUCGGUGCCCUCCCACACUUCAGACUGUGCCGCAGACUCUCAUGUUAUUAGACCCUCAACUGCUCUUUCUGGAAGCUGAGUUCUUGAAGUUACAUCUGCUUUGUGUCUGCUGUUCAGCCUAAGUGCAUAGUAGGUGAAAUGUCCUUAAAUGGAACUAAGCUCCACUCAAGGUAGACUUGCUUCUAGCUACCUACAGAUACAGUAGCUCUGCCCAAGUAGCAGGCAGAAGGCAGUGUUCGUGGAUUUUUUUUAGUCUCAAGGCCAUGUUUAUAUCGAGGGGAGAGACCCUGAUGCAGUCAGGGUUCUAGUCAUGAAUUUAUUUAGAACCAGAUGGUGUGGUUCACCAACAGGGCUUAAGUAUUCCUUCAUUGUGAUUGAACUGAGUAGAAAAAGAGGUGGUAUGCAUCAGAAUUACUUUGUAGGCUCUCAAGCGAAAAAUGUGGUCCUGGGUUGAGCAGAUCACAUCUCAGAGUUCUGAACCUUCUGUUUGUUUUUAAAAGUUCCUUAUCUCAAGGCUGAGGUUGUAGCUGGGUGGGUAGAACACUUGCCUAGCAUUCUCAAGGCCUCAAGUUCCAUCCUCAGCACUUGGAGGAGGAGAGGAGUGUUUACUGUUUACAUCCCUGUCAUGAAGUUCUGUUGUUUUCAUAAAGGAAAAUACUCUAAAAUAGACUGAGUGAGGCAUGGUGGCACACACCUAUGUUCUGAGCACUCAGGAAGCUGAGGCAGGAGGAUGAAGUAGAAGGCCAGCCUGAGCUGUGUGGAGAGAGCCUGUCUCAGAAAAUCAAAACUGGUCAGAUUGUGUGGCAGAAGAGGUGGUGGUGGUGAUAGUGUUGGGGCAUUUUGAGCCCAGGUCUACAUUUGGCUAAUGUGGUAGGGUGGAUGCUCAUGUUCUCACUGUCUCUGUAUGGUACUAAUGGAAAAUCAAACACAAGUGUCCCAUGAAUUGUGUUUUUCAAAGGCUUUGUUUCACAUUUGUAUUUGAUAGGACAUGGAUGUGAGCAUCACACUUGUUUACACACAUGUCUGCUGUGCUUAGUGGUUGUACCCGCUGUUUACCCAAUGCUUGUACUAAAGUUUGUGCUUGGCUUUGAAUUGUAUGUUUACACCUGACUGUUUUUAAAUAAAGAGAAAAUUUUACGGUA
Messenger RNA from Peromyscus californicus insignis, 6953 nucleotides. RefSeq names its product general transcription factor IIIC subunit 4 (gene Gtf3c4). The transcript has 5 exons. Gene Ontology annotation, biological process: transcription initiation at RNA polymerase III promoter. Lineage: Eukaryota; Metazoa; Chordata; Mammalia; Rodentia; Cricetidae. The record is from RefSeq and is a predicted model, not a curated record. Gene Ontology annotation, molecular function: protein binding; histone acetyltransferase activity. Gene Ontology annotation, cellular component: transcription factor TFIIIC complex. Bases 89 to 2539 code for a protein of 816 amino acids.